UGGUGGGGGGAGGCCCGAGGCGUCCGCGGUGCGCAGCUCUGCCGGAGUGGACGCAGCCCCUGCGGUGGCGGGACGGAGGGCGGCGCGCGGCGGACCGGGCGGUGGUCCCAAGACUUGGUCACCGCCCCCAAGGACAAAAGCCCCCUCCCUGGAGCUGACCCAAGAGCAGAUGGCGGGGGACACAGCCAAACCCUUUGAGUUGGACCAGGAGAAAUACGAUGCGGAAGACAGUGUGAAGAUCAUCUGCCUGGGGGACAGCGCUGUGGGCAAGUCCAAACUCAUGGAGAGGUUUCUCCUGGACGGAUUUCGGCCCCAGCAGCUGUCCACCUACGCCCUGACCCUGUACAAGCACACGGCCACAGUGGACGGCAGGACGGUGCUUGUGGACUUUUGGGACACAGCAGGCCAGGAGCGGUUCCAGAGCAUGCACGCCUCCUACUACCACAAGGCCCACGCCUGCAUCAUGGUGUUUGACGUGCAGAGGAAGGUCACCUACAGGAACCUGGGUACCUGGUACGCGGAGCUUCGGGAGUUCAGGCCGGAGAUCCCUUGUGUCCUGGUGGCCAAUAAAAUCGACGCCGACAUAAAGAUGACCCAGAAAAGCUUCAGCUUUGCCAAGAAGUUCUCCCUGCCCCUGUACUUUGUCUCAGCUGCGGACGGCACCAACGUCGUCAAGCUCUUCAACGAUGCGAUUCGAUUGGCCGUGUCUUACAAGCAGAAUUCCCAGGACUUCAUGGAUGAGGUUUUGCAGGAGCUUGAGAACAUUGAUUUGGAGCCGGAGGACGAGGAAGACCGGCCCGACCAAGAGCAAGAGCAGCAUGGCCGCCCCGAGAGCCCGGCCCCCUCCUGAGUCCCAGAAGAAGGCGCCUCCCACCCUCCGGCAGCCCUCCAGCCUGCCCAGCCACCAACCCUUCCACCGGGAGCCCCUCCUGCACUUCAGGCCGGGGCGGGGGGGCCCAGCCCCAGCAAGCACCAUUGACACGGAGAGGAGGUCCGCCCCAGGCCCCGAGGCAGACUGAGGAACCGCUCCCUCUCCCCAGGGUCAAUCGCGAGAGGCUCCAGGAGCAUGCUUGGUGUGUGUCUGAGAUGAAAGGACACUUUGGCCGCUGUUUCGUCUCCCAGAACUGACCUCAGCCUGUUCGUUGCAUGUCCACCGAGGGCGUGACUUCUAACCCUGACUGCCCGUUCCCAUCCCUGCAGAAAGUGGGGGCUCCAUCCUUUUCUACUUCCAGUUUCCAAGCCAACCUUUUUAAACACUGGGUUUGAGCAGAGAGCUGUUCAUGCCACAGGUGUUUCAGGAGCCCUUCUAGGUACGACCAGAACAUCAGUGCCGGGCCAGGGUCACAGGCACAGGCGUGCCAUCAAGAUCCAGUGAGCAGGUGACAGGUAUGCCGUACCUGGUGCACAGACAUCAUUGCUGGUAAACAUGGAGGGUCAGAACAGGCUCUGUGAGGCGUGCCGUGCCAUUUUGGAUGAGAGACCCUGCAAGGAGAGUGUCACUGAAAAUCCCAACCUCAGUGCUAGGCGCUGCCUCAGAGCCUGAGUGCCACCGUGGGCGCAGUGCCGGGACAGGCCCCACUGCCCCGUCCCCGUCUCCACAAAGCCUGCGGCUCUCCCAUGGGUUUUACCAAUCAUUCUGUAUGUCAUCUCCGUCGUGUGUGUUUAUUUCCUGUGUUCCCGCUCACAGUAAAGGUUGAACUACAUGAA
This is a messenger RNA of Phyllostomus hastatus (greater spear-nosed bat), 1707 nucleotides long. It is a transcript of the gene RABL2B, whose product is annotated as RAB, member of RAS oncogene family like 2B. Bases 170 to 850 code for a protein of 226 amino acids. NCBI's taxonomy places the organism in Eukaryota, Metazoa, Chordata, Mammalia, Chiroptera, Phyllostomidae. Gene Ontology annotation, molecular function: GTPase activity; GTP binding. The record is from RefSeq and is a predicted model, not a curated record. Gene Ontology annotation, cellular component: endosome; Golgi apparatus. The transcript is spliced from 9 exons.